GAACAAAGUUCCUGGAGUAUUUACAAUGAAGUUUUCGUUGGCAACUUUGCUUCUGUCUUACCUCUUCUUUGAUGUUCCAGGAACAUCAGGGGAUGUUGGGACUGCCUCAGCUUAUGACCCUCCGUACUUGCCAACAAGAUGCAAGGGAUAUGACCAAGACCAGUUUCCCCCGGGAGGAUAUUUUGUGGCUGCAAGUGAUGGCGUGUGGGACAAUGGUGCAGCAUGUGGGAGGAGAUACAGGAUACGGUGCAUCAGUGGUCCCAGGCGACCAUGUAAGAAUGGAUUUAUUGUUGUGCAGGUUGUUGACUUUUGCCGUCAAAGUCCCUGCCCAGCAACACUACUACUCUCGGCCGAAGCCUUUGGUGCCAUCUCUAGAAACAUCGAUGCCCGGAUCAACAUUGAAUUUGCACAGUAA
This is a messenger RNA of Carica papaya (papaya), 415 nucleotides long. Its product is annotated as EG45-like domain containing protein. NCBI's taxonomy places the organism in Eukaryota, Viridiplantae, Streptophyta, Magnoliopsida, Brassicales, Caricaceae. The record is from RefSeq and is a predicted model, not a curated record.